Messenger RNA from Strongylus vulgaris, 156 nucleotides. The record is from the annotation of a GenBank genome assembly. NCBI's taxonomy places the organism in Eukaryota, Metazoa, Nematoda, Chromadorea, Rhabditida, Strongylidae.
AUGGAAGAGGAUGACCUAGAACCUCUGAGAUCUCUACCAUAUCAACGUUAUGGGCAUACCGUAUGCGCAUACCGAGGUAGAGCGUAUCUUUGGGGUGGUCGAAAUGAUGAUUACGGUGCUAGUUCGACACUGCAUGAGUUUGAUCCUGGUAGGUGA